Molecule: messenger RNA, 4574 nt
Organism: Mauremys mutica (yellowpond turtle)
Lineage: Eukaryota; Metazoa; Chordata; Testudines; Geoemydidae
Gene: FA2H
Product: fatty acid 2-hydroxylase
Exons: 7
Coding region: 66-1187 (373 amino acids)
Biological process (GO): lipid biosynthetic process; fatty acid metabolic process
Cellular component (GO): membrane; endoplasmic reticulum
Molecular function (GO): iron ion binding; fatty acid 2-hydroxylase activity; heme binding
Source: RefSeq, a predicted model, not a curated record
GCAGGUGCCGGGCUGGCGGCGGAGUGUUCCCUGGCCAGCGGAGCUCGCGCGUCCUGCGCCCGGCCAUGGCCCCGCCGCCCCGCGCCUACAGCCCGGCCGAGGUGCGGCAGCGCUGCGCCCAGGGCGCCUGCCUGGUGCUGCGGGGCCGCCGCCUCUACGACCUGAGCGGCUUCGUGCGGCUGCACCCGGGCGGCGAGCAGCUGCUCCGGGAGCGGGCGGGCAGCGACGUGAGCGCCGCGCUGGAGGGGCCGCCGCACCGGCACUCGCGCAACGCGCGCCUCUGGCUGGAGCAGUACUACCUGGGCGAGAUGGGCCCGGCCCCCGCGCCGGAGCCGCAGAGCCUUCUUAAGACCGAGAAACCAGUAAAUUCCACAGCUCAGACAACAAACCAUAGGAUGGAUCCUAGAUGUAAAACAGUAGAUCCAGAUAAGGAUCUCGUGGACUGGCACAAACCAUUGCUCUGGCAGGUGGGCCAUUUGGGGGAGAAAUAUGACGAGUGGGUGCAUCAGCCUGUGGACCGGCCAAUUCGCUUGUUCCACUCAGAUUUCAUAGAGUCCCUCUCUAAAACAGCAUGGUACAUCGUUAUCAUGGUGUGGAUCCCUGUGGUGCUGUAUCUCAGCUGGUUCUGUUACGCGUCUCUUGCGCAGGGAACUACCAGACUCUUCUCGUCAUUCACAACAGAGUACUCCAUCCCUGUGCACAAGUACUUCUUCCCAUUCAUCUUCGUGCUGGGAAUGUUCCUGUGGUCCUUAGUAGAGUAUCUCAUCCAUCGCUUUCUCUUCCACAUGAAGCCACCUGCUAGUAACUAUUAUCUCAUCACACUGCAUUUCUUGUUGCAUGGCCAGCAUCACAAGUCUCCAUUUGACAGCUCCCGUCUGGUCUUCCCUCCCGUGCCUGCAUCGCUGGUGAUUGGGUUUUUCUACACCCUCUUGCGCUUGCUCCUGCCUGAAGCACUUGGCAUGUCCAUAUUUGUCGGCGGGCUGUUUGGUUAUGUUGUCUACGACAUGACUCAUUACUACCUGCACUACGGCUCGCCAAAGAAAGGCACCUACCUGUAUGGGCUGAAGGCUUAUCACGUGAAGCACCACUUCGAACACCAAAAAUCAGGCUUUGGCAUCACCAGCCGAUUUUGGGACCGUCCAUUUAAAACACUAAUCCCAGAAGAAACCUUUGAGAAAGAGGAUUAACAUCUGUGGCUCCCCUGCUUGGCAUCUGGCUCCUGUGUCCCUGGUGUGUCAUGCUGCCACCUCCCUUUCCACCAGCACAGGACAUUGUGGGAGGGCGUCCACCUUUGCAGAACUGAAUGACUGGGGGUAAAAGCCCCUUGACCAUGGAGGGAGAACUCUGCUCUGUGUUGCUGGCUUCUGUCACUCUGACCUCACGGCCUCUGCCCAGCUCCUGGGAGGCUGCGGCGCCUGUGAGUUAAAGGCAGGUAUUUCUCCCGAGAGGGAUCUACACAGUGUUCUCUAAUGAUGCCUCAAAGGUCGUCAUGCCACUCAGCGUGGAGCAGUAACUUUGCGUGUUUGCAGCGAGUCCGCCAGGAGAAGAGGUGGCUGCUAUGUAAGUGCUCUGGGUUUCUUUGCUCUGAGCUCAUCGGCAAGGAGGGAGGAAGGAGUGGGGACAAGAACUAACUGCCAAGCCUUGAGCUGCAUCUAAACCAUCCUUGCAACCUGCGUUGUAAACACCAGAGCAGGCUGCAGCCAGCUCCGGGGGGGGGAGCUGCGGCUCAGGGAGACUUCAGAUCCCAUGAUGCACUAAAUUCUGCAUCCGACUGUCCUGGCCCAGUGCUGAACUGGCCGCUCUGGUCAAGGGGAAGCAUUGCAUGCUGGGACCUGUAUUCUCUAUGGGUGGCAUCUUCCCAUUCAAGAGGGGAAAGGGGAGUCUGGGCCUUAGGGGAAGACGCGGCAGGCAGCCACAUGCAGCCCCGCUGUUGGCGCUGGAGUGAAGGGAUGGAUGCUUCAGCUCUCCAAAUGCCAGGGGCUGGCCCCACUCCCAAGGGCUUGUUAAUUCCAAGUAAAGCAUGGCAGUACACAGAGGAGGAGGGGCUGCCGCUCUGUUGGACACUGGCUUCACAUCCUGCUCGGCAGUCGGGGCCCAGUGGGAGGUGAGGACCCUGUGCUGCCACUUGUCCCCCAGUGCGUUAGCCGUGCAGUCAGAAUCCAGCCCACCCAGCGCGCACACGCAUUAGGUACAAAGCUUUUGGCUUUGGUGCCACAUGGCAAAAUCGUGCCUGCGACACCGUCCCCCCCCCCCCCCACCACACACACACUUGGAACCAGCCUGUCCAUCAUGGCCCCUGCUCUGUGUGCCGGAGAAGGUGCGUGGGCUGCAGCACCAAAACCCUGCAGAUUGCAACCCCUUCCUGAGGGGUUGCCUGCCCUCCAGAGGGCAGAGUACCCCGGCUCACUGCACUGCCAGUCUGACGCAUCUCCUGCUUUGGUGUCUGAGUGGAGAGGAACCUGUGGCUGAAGGGAGCUCUCUGGGCUCGGUGGGCAGAGGGAGAGGAAUUGGAGCAAUGAUGCUCCGGCUUCUGCCCCUGCUCAGGCCCCUUCCCUCUGUCUAGUGGGUUUGUUAGGGGUGGGGGUAGAAUAUCUGUUCUCCCUGCCCCAACUUCAAUCCUUGCAACAGCCAAAGCGAAGGACACUGCCUGUCCAGGCCAGACCCACUGGAAGCUAGGAGUCCCUGAGCCCCGGGGAGGAGGAGGGUGCUGCAGUGAAUGGCUGCCCUAGGGCCUGCUGGGAGCAGAACUCCCUCCUUUCCCAUCUGAUCUUCCCAGCUGUGGGGCCAUGGACUUUCCUCUGGGGCUCCAGAGGUGGGGUGGGGUGUUUUGAAUAUGGAUGCCGGUGACUCCAGGAGCCACUGAGGGCCCCUCUGAGUCAGGCUGAGCUCUUGGGCCACGGCACGGCCUGCAGAGCCGGAACUGCCCUUCCAGCUCUGUCGGGGAUGGGCAACACCCACUGUCUCCUGCCUCCGUUGGCCCUGCCCAUUCUGCCCAGCGUCUGGCACUGGUGGCUGAGUGCAGACACGGGUGGGGCACUGGGACUCCCUGAUGGGUGCUCUGUGCUGUGGCACACCUCUGGGCCUGUUGGCUCCCUUGUAGAAGAGGAAAACGGUGCUGCUGUCUUUCCCCUUGGCUCUCGGUUCCAUGCCUUUACCUGCCCCCUCCCAUAAGGGGGGAGGAGAGCGGGGAGAGAAAUGAGAAGGAGCUUGUUUGGCUCAGUCAUCUGGCCACACAGCAAGUGAUGGAGCCAGCAGCCUUUGCCAGGGCUCUCCUGAGUCCUAUCCCAAGACUCUUUUUCUGCAUCUGCUGCCGGCAGGUUCGGAAGCAUCUGGCUCACACCCUGCCCCUCAUGGGAUUCAGGUCUUACAGUAGCAGAGGUGCCAUCUGCUUUCUGUGUGAGUGCCACCCGUGCCCAGUCCCAUGCUGGAGAGAGACACCAGCUGGGCGAGUGCUCAGAGUUCCAGGAGAAGUCUCGCUCCCCUUAGAACUAGCUUAACAUCUGGCGCUGCUACGUCCUAGGUUUGGGGCCAGGGGGCUCUGAGAACUCUGCCCUUCUCAGGGUGGGCUGGACUGUCCACAGUUGACUUGCCAAGGUAGGGGGUUCUUGGAUCCCCAGACUUUCCUUCCCCUCCCCCAUGGUGGGCCACUGAUACACGGGUGGAAUCUGCUGCACAGCAGGCCCUGAUAGAUGAAGUGGCAAAUGUGCCCCCGCCCCACACUUCCUGCCCUCCCCUUCUUGGGGCUGCUGCAGGCAUUCCCACUCUUUCUGCUCCUCCUCGGCUGGCAGUGUUCCCUAGCCCUCUCUCUGCCUUGCCAGCCCAGCACUCUCCUGCCAUGCGUCUCCUUCCCAAAUUCAGCACCUGGCUCCACAGCCCAGCCGCCGGAGCAUCCAAAGUGUAGCUAGCUGCCUCCACAAGACGGCACUGACUGCUCCCUUGAGGAGACCGUGUUCAUAUGGGGUCCAGUACCCCCCCCCCCGACGUCGGACUCCGGGCCGUUUGUUGAGCAUCGUGCAGUGUUCAUGACUUUUGAUGUUAAAUAAGCUCCUAGAGUCUGGAAGCUGCUGCUAACAUACUUGCCACAAACCUUCAGCUGACUAACCCCUGGACAUAUGACAGCUCCUGUAUUGCAAACUAGGCCGUGCCCUGGCACUACCUUCCCCACCCCAAGAUCUGAGCACAUGUGACAUUGACCAGAUCACUUCAGAGGGGGCUUUUUUCAAGUCAACCCCCUAAGCUGGGAUCUGGGGCGGAUCCCAGCUGUGGGGGGAGUUGCUUGGGGAGCCCAGCUGAGCCAGGGGUAAGGCUCUUGGAGUUUUGUCUUGCUGCCUUCUAACCCAGUGCACAAUAUCUUUUUUGCCAGAUUUAUCCUGUUAAUGUUUUUUGUAGACAUUGGCUACUUGAAACUUAAACUCCAAUGAACAUAAUUACUAAGAGGCCUCUUAUUUUUGAUGAUCCUAUGAUUUGUUUUUCCCUAAUGUCUACUGCUGACGUUGAAAGGUUUGAAAUAAAAUUAUCCAUAAAACUGUAGACGUGACAUAAUUGUAAAUAAACUGUAUAUUUUGAGAAAAAAU